AUGUCCGGAUACGACGGCUACAACAACCAAGGCUACUACGGCCAGGGCGGCCACCAGCAGGGAGGCUACAGCCAGGGUGGUUACGGCCAGGGCGGCUACGGCCAGGGCCAGGGCGGAUACCCCCAGCAAGGAUAUGGCCAGCAGGGUGGAUACGACCAGUACAAUCAGCACGGUGGCCAGGGUGGCGGCAGUGCCAACGACUACUAUGGCGGUAGUGGCCAGCAGUCCCAGUAUGGUGAGGGCCAGUACGGUCAGCAGCAGCACCAGGGUGGUCAGCAGCAGUACGGCCAGGACCAGCGCGGCGAAUACAACCAGGGUGCCCCCGGCGGAGCCCAGGAGGGUGAGCGUGGACUUGGUGGUGCCAUUGCCGGUGGUCUGGCGGGCGGAUUCGCCGGUCACAAGGCCGAUCACGGAUUCCUCGGAACCAUCGGUGGAGCCAUCAUGGGAAGCAUUGCCGAAGACGCUAUCAAGAAGCACAGGCACAAGGAUGAGCAGCAGCAGGACUACCAGAGCAGCUAUGGUGGCUACCCCCCUCAGGGUGGUGCCCCUCCUUCCCACGGCGGCAGCGGCGGCAUGAUGGACCAGCUCGGCGGCUUCUUCAAGCGAUAG
Aspergillus sclerotioniger CBS 115572 is the source of this 609-nucleotide messenger RNA. It is a transcript of the gene hel10, whose product is annotated as putative high expression lethality protein Hel10. The transcript is spliced from 2 exons. Bases 1 to 609 code for a protein of 202 amino acids. NCBI's taxonomy places the organism in Eukaryota, Fungi, Ascomycota, Eurotiomycetes, Eurotiales, Aspergillaceae. The record is from RefSeq and is a predicted model, not a curated record.